CACCUCGGGGCUCCAUCUCCUCCUCCUCCUCCUCUUCCUCCUCCUCCUCGUGGAGCUCUAAUCCCCGCAGACUCGGAGCUGAGCGCCAGCAGCCAACAGGAGUUGCUUUGUCCGUGCUGACUUGGCGUUCCCUGCUUCCACUCUGGAGGAGAUGGGGCGCAAGGAAGAGGAAGACAGCGGCUCCUGGAAGAAGCAGACCAGCAACAUCCGCAAAACCUUCAUCUUCAUGGAGGCGCUGGGAUCAGGUGCCUUCUCAGAAGUUUUCCUGGUGAAGCAGAAAAGCACUGGCAAGCUCUUUGCCUUGAAGUGCAUCAAGAAGUCUCCUCUCAACAGGGACAGCAGCUUGGAGAAUGAAAUAGCAGUGCUGAAAAAAAUAAAGCACGAAAACAUCGUGACUUUAGAAGACAUUUACGAGAGCACAACCCACUUCUACCUGGUCAUGCAGCUGGUGUCGGGGGGAGAGCUGUUUGACAGGAUCUUGGAGCGGGGCGUUUACACGGAGAAGGACGCGAGCCUGGUGAUCCACCAGGUGCUGACAGCUGUGAAAUACCUGCACGAGAACGGCAUCGUGCACCGCGACCUGAAGCCUGAGAACCUCCUGUACCUCACCCCCGAAGAGAACUCCAAAAUCAUGAUCACGGAUUUUGGCUUGUCGAAAAUGGAGCAGAACGGGAUCAUGUCCACGGCCUGUGGGACUCCAGGAUAUGUGGCUCCCGAGGUGCUGGCCCAGAAGCCCUACAGCAAAGCCGUGGACUGCUGGUCCAUCGGGGUCAUCACCUACAUCCUGCUCUGUGGGUACCCUCCCUUCUACGAGGAAACCGAAUCCAAACUCUUUGAAAAGAUUAAGGAAGGCUACUACGAGUUCGAGUCUCCGUUUUGGGACGAUAUCUCCGAGUCAGCCAAGGAUUUCAUCCGACACUUGCUGGAGAAGAACCCCAGCGCGAGGUUCACCUGUGAGGAGGCCCUGCGGCACCCGUGGAUUAAUGGAAACACAGCCCUUCACCGUGACAUCUACCCAUCUGUCAGUGCUCAGAUCCAGAAAAACUUUGCAAAGAGCAAAUGGAGGCAAGCCUUCAACGCCGCGGCCGUGGUGCACCACAUGAGGAAGCUGCACAUGAGCGGCCACGGGGCAGCCGAGGGCUCUGUCCCUGCCACAGACACCUCAGAGCCCCCCAGGCCCUGCAGCCCCACGGGGGCCCCCCUGCCAGCAGCGCCAAGCGAUGACAAGGACACAGCACAGGGCCCCUCACAGGGGCACCCAAACCCACCCAAACCUGAGCAGGACGUGGAAAUGGAGGAGGAAAAGCUGCCAAGCCUUCCAGAGGAAGGUUUCCUGCCCGGGGACAGCAGCCUGGCCCUGCCGGACACCCACAGCCCCCCAGAGGAGGGACCUCCACCCAGGGACAGCAGCCUGGCCCUGCCGGACACCCACAGCCCCCCGGGCAGGAGCUCCUGUGGCUGCAGCCCCUCCUGUGUGGGCCAUGAGAAGACAAAGACGUCCUCCUGCUCCGAGACAGCGCUGCUCAAAAAGUCUUCAAAAUCCCAUCAUUUCAAGUCAGAGGUUCUUGUUCCGAUGAAAACCAGUAAACACUCGUCUCACUGCGGCACUGGGCAAACUGGAGUUUGUUUGAUGAUGUGAUGGAGGCAGCCACGUGGUCAGAGAACCAGAAGGGCUCUUUUACUCUUUCCUGCACUUCAGAGCCAGGCACCGCCAGUGUGAGCAGAAAAGGAGGCUCUGCCCCGCCAGCAGCUCUCCGGAGCAGUGCCCAGCUGGGGACGGGGGCACAGCAGUGCCAGGAUCCAUCACCGCAGGGAGCUCGGGGCGUUUCUGGAUCACUGCAGCUGGGAGGAGGCGAGGGAAGGUCUGAGGCUCCUGCUCCCACACCCAGUGUACAUUACCAUAGGGCAUCAUCAGCUUCUGUUUUCUGUACCCUGUUUAGUUGUCAACGCACAACAGCAACCCCACAGACCAAAGCCGUGCAGAGCUUUACUCCCGUGGCAGCUCAGUUGGUUUUACGACCCUCACCCUCUCCUCUCCUCGGGUUUGGUUAGUGCCAGGCUUUGGCACUCUGGAGUUCAGCUGCCCAGCCCUCAGUGCAGCUGCAACAGGAGAGAGAACCUGCUAGAAACCUCCCCGUGUCUGACAAUAACACAGCAAGGUCUGAGCUCCGCUUCCAAGGCUGUAAUUGCACAACAAACACUUGCUUAAUAAAGCUGAGAUUUGUUUUGUAGGCUGCCUCUUGG
Molecule: messenger RNA, 2244 nt
Organism: Hirundo rustica (Barn swallow)
Lineage: Eukaryota; Metazoa; Chordata; Aves; Passeriformes; Hirundinidae
Gene: CAMK1G
Product: calcium/calmodulin dependent protein kinase IG
Exons: 13
Coding region: 152-1639 (495 amino acids)
Biological process (GO): peptidyl-serine phosphorylation
Cellular component (GO): intracellular anatomical structure
Molecular function (GO): calmodulin binding; calcium/calmodulin-dependent protein kinase activity; ATP binding
Source: RefSeq, a predicted model, not a curated record